Molecule: messenger RNA, 252 nt
Organism: Lobosporangium transversale
Lineage: Eukaryota; Fungi; Mortierellomycota; Mortierellomycetes; Mortierellales; Mortierellaceae
Exons: 1
Source: RefSeq, a predicted model, not a curated record
AAGCGCUUCCCUUGCAGCUUUGCUGGCUGUGAUCGCCGCUUCGCUCGUCUCUUCAAUCUUCACACCCACGAGAAGACCCACGAUCCCACACAAGCUCGCCCUUUCAUCUGUUCCGAGGCCGAUUGCCGGAAAGCCUUCUCACGCAAGCACGACCUGCAGCGUCAUGAAGCGUCAGUCCACAAGGGUGAGCGCAAUUUUGCCUGCACCACCUGCUAUAAACCCUUCUCCCGUCAAGAUGGGCUCCGUCGUCAC